CCCUUUGAACUUGGUUCUGCGCUUACUCAUUUCCUCUUCGGAUCUCAUUCAACUUUAUCAUGGCAUUUGCUACCGGCUAUUCUAAGGAAGACUCCCUCUCCCUCUCUGACUUGGCCUUUGAGAUGGAGUUCGUGGAUUCCGAAGGCAUCGAGCAGAGCGUGUGUGCUCUUCAUUCCUAUGGACACUCCAGCAACGAGUGGGAGGAAUUUGUCAGCAGAGGACGCGACUGCUAUGCGAGUGAUGCUGAUGAACAAGAAUCUCAAAUCAACGACGAUGAUCUGUUGGAAUUGCUUGCACUGAAGGGUCCGGGAAGGAUUGUGGAGCGAUCCCCGACCUGUUUGGUAGAAGCAAACUUGAGGUUUGAUAACUGGCAUUCAAACGAUUCUUCCCUUUGUGGGAAAACUCCGUCAAAUGUGGUGACCAACCUGAGAGCUCUUCAAUUGUAGAAUUCUUUCAGGGCAUGUACAUAUGUGUUUCAUUUUGUGAUUUGAUUAAAAGAAUUCUGUGAUCAUC
Guillardia theta CCMP2712 is the source of this 513-nucleotide messenger RNA. RefSeq lists its product as hypothetical. The coding region runs from base 60 to 446 and encodes 128 amino acids. NCBI's taxonomy places the organism in Eukaryota, Cryptophyceae, Pyrenomonadales, Geminigeraceae. The transcript has a single exon. The record is from RefSeq and is a predicted model, not a curated record.